CUUCUCCCGUUGCCUUGUGGGAUUCCUGGGCGGGACCUUCGCUUGGUUUUUAAAGCCAGGUGUUUUGGGGGCUGGUCUCUAAGGCACAAAUCUUAAAAAGUUGGGGUGCCAGAUAUGGGGUUCAAACCCUUCACUCCUCAGGGAGAAGCUCCAGGUCUGAGUUCCCUCCCAACUCUGGGCUCUGCAGCACCGGAGGUAGGGUUCAUGGCAGAGUUGCAACCCAGGCCCUCCUACCCGCUUUCGUGUGGGCCUUCCCUGCUUCUGCCUGAUGUGUAGGAGUUGUUAGACAGUUUUUAGAGUUUUUUUGGGGGGGGGGGGGAGAGGGGAGAGGAAGUUGUUUCCCGUAUAGCAGCAGAGUCAUGUGAGGCAGGGAGUCCAUCUUCCUCCACGGGUGCCAUCUUGACGCCAUCGGCUCUUCACCACUGUAAUUUCCCUCUGGCUCCUCUCUCUGGUGGGAAGCCAAAACCAUGAACCAAGGUUGUGACGGCCAGCUGUGAGGCCUGGUGAAAAAUAAUCAAGUGCAAUAAUGUUCUGCAGUAAGAAGAAAUCACUUGAAGUGGAACGGAUAGUAAAAGCCAAUGACCGUGAAUAUAAUGAGAAGUUCCUGUACAAAGAUAAUCGUAUCCACACAUCCAAGUACAACAUUCUCACCUUCUUGCCGAUUAAUUUAUUUGAACAGUUCCAAAGAGUGGCAAAUGCAUAUUUCCUUUUCCUUCUGAUUUUGCAGCUGAUUCCAGAAAUUUCCUCCUUGACUUGGUUUACCACCAUUGUACCCUUGGUCCUAGUGGUAACUAUGACAGCUGUCAAAGAUGCCACAGAUGACUAUUUUCGCCACAAGAGUGAUAAUCAGGUGAAUAAUCGGCAAUCUGAAGUGCUCAUCGACAGCAAACUGCAGAAUGAAAAAUGGAUGAACGUCAAAGUGGGAGACAUCAUUAAAUUAGAAAAUAACCAAUUUGUUGCUGCUGAUCUCCUUCUCCUAUCAAGUAGUGAGCCACAUGGUCUCUGUUAUAUCGAAACUGCUGAGCUUGAUGGGGAAACAAACCUUAAAGUGCGCCACGCGCUCUCAGUUACCUCAGAACUUGGAGCAGAUAUUAGCAGACUUGCAAAGUUUGAUGGGAUUGUUGUGUGUGAGGCGCCUAACAACAAGUUAGAUAAAUUCACCGGAGUUCUCUCUUGGAAGGGCAGCAAGCACUCACUCAACAAUGAGAAGAUAAUCCUGAGGGGCUGUGUCCUGAGAAAUACCAGCUGGUGUUUUGGAAUGGUUAUUUUUGCAGGUCCUGACACUAAACUAAUGCAGAACAGUGGUAAGACAAAGUUUAAGAGGACAAGCAUUGAUAGACUGAUGAAUACUCUAGUACUAUGGAUUUUUGGAUUUCUGAUAUGCUUGGGAACUAUUCUUGCGAUUGGAAAUUCAAUCUGGGAGAAUCAAGUUGGGAACCAAUUCAGAACUUUCCUCUUUUGGAAUGAAAGAGAGAAGAACUCUGUGUUCUCAGGAUUCUUAACAUUCUGGUCAUAUAUUAUUAUCCUUAAUACAGUGGUACCCAUUUCAUUAUAUGUGAGUGUGGAAGUAAUUCGUCUGGGACACAGUUAUUUUAUAAACUGGGAUCGGAAGAUGUAUUACUCCAGGAAGGCAACACCUGCUGAAGCGCGAACGACCACUCUCAAUGAGGAACUAGGCCAGAUUGAAUAUGUUUUCUCUGACAAGACGGGUACCCUCACUCAAAACAUCAUGACUUUUAAAAAAUGUUCCAUUAAUGGGAGAAUCUAUGGUGAAGUGCAUGAUGACCUGGGUCAGAAGACUGACAUGACUAAGAAAAAAGAGACUGUGGGUUUCUCAGUCAGCCCUCAAGCAGAGAGAACAUUUCAGUUUUUUGACCACCAUUUGAUGGAAUCCAUUGAACUGGGUGAUCCCAAAGUGCACGAAUUCCUUAGGUUACUUGCACUCUGCCACACUGUAAUGUCAGAGGAAAAUAGUGCAGGAGAGCUGAUUUACCAAGUUCAGUCACCUGAUGAAGGAGCUCUAGUGACUGCUGCAAAAAAUUUGGGGUUCAUCUUUAAGUCUCGGACCCCAGAGACAAUAACAAUAGAAGAAUUGGGAACACUAGUUACUUAUCAAUUGCUUGCCUUUUUGGAUUUCAACAAUUUCCGAAAAAGGAUGUCUGUCAUAGUUCGAAACCCAGAAGGACAGAUAAAGCUUUAUUCCAAAGGAGCAGACACUAUUCUGUUUGAAAGACUUCAUCCAUCCAAUGAAGACCUUCUGACUUUGACUUCAGACCAUCUCAGUGAAUUUGCAGGAGAAGGCCUUCGAACCUUGGCCAUUGCAUACAGAGAUCUGGAUGACAAGUACUUCAGAGAGUGGCAUAAGAUGCUUGAAGAUGCAAAUACUACCACAGAUGAGAGGGAUGAACGGAUAGCAGGGCUGUAUGAAGAAAUUGAAAGGGAUUUGAUGCUACUAGGUGCCACUGCUGUAGAAGACAAGUUACAAGAUGGUGUGACUGAAACAGUUACAAGCUUAUCACUAGCCAAUAUUAAGAUCUGGGUCCUAACAGGAGACAAACAAGAAACUGCCAUUAAUAUUGGCUAUGCCUGCAACAUGCUGACUGAUGACAUGAAUGAUGUGUUCAUCAUAGCAGGGAACACAGCUGCGGAGGUCAGAGAAGAACUCAGGAAAGCAAAGAAAAAUUUGUUUGGACAAAACAGAAUUUUUUCCAAUGGACAUGUAGUUUUUGAAAAAAAGCAGUCGCUGGAGCUGGACUCAGUUGUAGAAGAAACCGUAACAGGGGAUUAUGCCUUAAUCAUAAAUGGCCACAGUUUGGCCCAUGCCCUAGAAAGUGAUGUCAAGAAUGAUCUUCUGGAACUUGCCUGCAUGUGUAAGACUGUGAUUUGCUGCCGAGUCACCCCUCUCCAGAAAGCCCAAGUAGUAGAGCUUGUGAAGAAGUACAGAAAUGCUGUCACUUUGGCCAUCGGCGAUGGAGCCAAUGAUGUCAGCAUGAUCAAAAGUGCUCACAUUGGCAUCGGCAUCAGUGGCCAGGAAGGACUGCAGGCAGUCCUAGCCAGCGACUACUCAUUUGCACAGUUCAGAUACCUCCAAAGGCUUCUCCUUGUUCAUGGAAGGUGGUCCUACGUCCGAAUGUGCAAAUUCUUAUGCUAUUUCUUCUAUAAGAAUUUUGCCUUCACACUUGUGCAUUUCUGGUUUGGUUUCUUCUGUGGUUUCUCAGCCCAGACUGUCUACGACCAGUGGUUCAUUACCCUUUUUAACAUUGUCUACACAUCGCUGCCUGUUUUAGCCAUGGGGAUUUUUGACCAGGAUGUUAGUGACCAGAAUAGCAUGGAUUAUCCCCAGCUCUACAGACCUGGGCAGCUGAAUCUACUUUUUAACAAGCAUGAGUUUUUCAUCUGUAUGGCACAUGGAAUCUACACCUCAUUAGCCCUUUUCUUCAUCCCUUAUGGGGCCUUUCACAACAUGGCUGGAGAAGAUGGACAGCACACUGCAGACUACCAGUCUUUUGCAGUGACCAUGGCCACGUCUUUGAUCAUUGUGGUCAGCGUGCAGAUAGCCUUGGAUACCAGCUAUUGGACUGUCAUUAACCAUGUCUUCAUCUGGGGCAGCAUAGCCACUUAUUUCUCCAUUUUAUUUACAAUGCACAGUAAUGGCAUCUUUGGCCUCUUCCCAAACCAGUUUCCGUUUGUUGGAAAUGCACGACAUUCCUUGACCCAGAAGUGCACCUGGCUUAUUAUUCUCUUAACAACAGUGGCUUCAGUUAUGCCUGUGGUGGCAUUCAGAUUUUUGAAGGUGGAUUUAUUCCCAGCUCUGAGUGAUCAGAUCCGCCAGUGGCAGAAGGCUCAAAAGAAGGCAAGGCCCAUGCGUAGCCGAAAGCCUCAGACUCGGAGAUCAAGCUCGCGAAGAUCUGGAUAUGCUUUUGCUCACCAAGAGGGCUACGGCGAGCUUAUCACAUCUGGAAAAAACAUGCGAGCUAAAAAUCCACCCCCAUCGUCAGGGUUGGAAAAGACACUGUAUAAUAGCACUAGCUGGAUUGAAAAUUUAUGUAAGAAAACCACAGACACAGUGAGCAGCUUUAGCCAGGAUAAAACAGUGAAACUGUGAGUCAAGAUGAAUUUGAACCACACAGUUAUCUUUUCACUUUGGCUGGAGCUGAAAUCAGCUGGCUCCAGGGUUUGGGGUCAGGGGCUAGGCUGGAGUAGAUGGCCUCACCUGUGGCAAACAGCAGCCAGUACACAUUGGAUAGAGAUGCACUCUACUGACAGCCUGGCCAGAGGGCACUGCCUAACUGAUGAGUUGGUGGAUAAAAGUCUCAAAAUACUAGCAAAGAUUUUUAUCGACCUAGAUACCAAUCAAUCUGUACUUUAGAAUCUCAUUUAUGGAGAAACACUUGUAAAUCUGUAUACACAGAGAAUGGAUCUUAAGCUGGAUAAAAGGAUACAUUCGCAAGGUAUAUAUCCCAGCUGUGAAAAGCAUCCUUGUGACACAUUAACACUUAUAUGUAAGGUCAGCUAUUUCCAAGAUAUAUGUUUAAGAUUUUAGAGGUGCACAUUGUACACGAAGGUGCUUUCAGACUUACCAGCAGCCUGUUACUCUCCAGUCUUGAUCUCUACCUGUGUGUUCAGUCAGAACAACAGAUCCCCUUCAUGCCUAAAGAGAAGAAAAACUUGCUGGUAUUCCACAUUUUUCUACUAGUCUGGAGACAAAGUAGACUGAACAUCUUUACAGUGGGUAGGCUGACAACUUGUUCACAUUUAUUCAAGAAAUUCUCAGGGACAUGUUCAUGAAAUGUCAAAGACAGACUCUAGAUAGAAAGUAUUCUAAGUACUUGUCAAUGACUUUUAUAACAAACUGAGUAGUUAUUUACUCUGUGUCAUCCAUAACUAUUGAUGGACUUGGCAAAGCACUGAAAUUUUACUUUGAUGAUAGUAUUUCAUGUAAUUAAUUAUAUCUGCAAAUACUUUUGAUAUUUCCAAUUUUGAAAAGUUCAGAGUUGAAACCAAACAAAUAAUCUCUUUCCUUGCUAUUGAAGUAUGCAGGUUGAGGUUGCUCCCCUGCCAUACUCGUAAUUCUAACAUAUGUGUUGAGUUUCUGGGGAUGCACCAGCCCAGAUUUCAGUCCACGUGUGAGUUGCCAGUGCAGUAUCUGUAAAAGGAUUCAGGCAUAUUCAUGUUCAAACUCCAGUUCUGUUCCUUACCUUUGUAACCUCUGGCAGGUAAUGUGCCUCCUCGGGGCUCAGUUUCUUCCUCUGUAAAAUGAGGAUAUUCUACCUACCUCAUGUGGUUGUUUGAGGAUUGUCAAAGCACAAAUUCUUAAAUCAUUAAAAACAAUUCUCAGUGAAUAGAUGAUUAGUUAAGUGCCAUUUAACUAAUCAGAAUAAGAGUUUGAAAAGAGCAAAUGUGAAGAACUGGAACUUAAGUAAUCAGUGGGAAAGGUCUUGAUGAAAUGAGACUGUAAAGUAAGAGCCUUACUUUGGUUCGUAUCGUAAAGGAAAAUAACCUUGGAGGUAUUUUUAUAUAACUUUAACCAUGAAGGUAAAUUUCUCUAUAAGAAAACAAAAAUCAUGUUUUAUCAAUUUUCUACAAAUCAGUUUCCAACUUUAUAGAAUAUUUAAUCUGGUCUUUAUUGAAUUAUUCAAGUUAUAUUUCUGGAGUCAGAUGGCCCUUGGUGAGCUUGAUGGAUAGUAGGCUAGCAAGAUAUUAAUGGAUCACACAAUCCUUUUUUUUUUUUUUUUUUUUUUGCUUUAAUUUCCACAUCUGGGAUAAGGUUUCCUGAAUGGGGUCAGAUGAGAUAUGUAUAAAAAAAGCCUAAUGCAGUGCUUUAAUCAUAGUUAAUACUUAUAGAUUUACCCUUUUCUCUUGCAUGCCUGCAUAGAUUUAUCCAGAUGUUAGUUUGUAGUGUCUAAUUUGUCAUUAGUUUCACUGUGUUUGCUUGCUUUUUGUAACAUUUUUGAAAGAUUUGAAAACUCUCAGUAAAUAUUUUGGCACUGUU
Messenger RNA from Bubalus bubalis (water buffalo), 5992 nucleotides. RefSeq names its product ATPase phospholipid transporting 8B4 (putative) (gene ATP8B4). Gene Ontology annotation, biological process: Golgi organization; phospholipid translocation. The record is from RefSeq and is a predicted model, not a curated record. Lineage: Eukaryota; Metazoa; Chordata; Mammalia; Artiodactyla; Bovidae. Bases 527 to 4105 code for a protein of 1192 amino acids. Gene Ontology annotation, cellular component: plasma membrane. Gene Ontology annotation, molecular function: magnesium ion binding; ATPase-coupled intramembrane lipid carrier activity; ATP hydrolysis activity. The transcript is spliced from 28 exons.